Messenger RNA from [Torrubiella] hemipterigena, 2762 nucleotides. The record is from the annotation of a GenBank genome assembly. NCBI's taxonomy places the organism in Eukaryota, Fungi, Ascomycota, Sordariomycetes, Hypocreales, Clavicipitaceae.
AUGAGCAAAUGCACUUACGAAAAAGACAAGCUCUUGAGCUUGCAAGGCGGCCCAGUACCCGCAGCCGUGUACAAAGGGCUUCAAAGAACACUGCAGAGAGACUUCUCAUUAGGUGGCAUCCUCCGUGUCUCUCUCGACACACGCAUCGCCCAGAAUCCAUCAGAAGGCUCGAUCAAAGCUACAAACAUGGAAAGAGACACUUCUGUUCGUCAGUUGGACGGAGCCGAUUCCGAGUGGCAGUACCGUGGCCGUUCUAAUUCUGAGCACGCUGAGUUGGAACCCAUUUCUGCCCCGACUGGUCUGCCGGCUCAAAAGAGUGAGGGCUUCCAAAGGUUUUACAAAGCCGUCGUCUCUCCAACUCAUGUCAGGGUGACUGCUGGUGGGCGUAUAGUGCCAAAUACACGGGGAUGUUCUUCACCUACCGGAAAAUGGAACCGUGAUAAGGUCGUAACCGAUACUGGUUCGGCUAAUCGGGAUACUGCUCAUGCGGCACAUCCAUAUUCAGGCGUCCCAAUUCAAAUGUCAGGUUAUGCCACACUACCGCCAAUAUUCCACACCUUUUCACCUGCUAUUAGCCCCGGAUUGCCACCAGAUGCCAUGUUUUCUUGGGCCGGAUGGCCGUUCGGCUUUGGAGUAUGCGCACCGUUCCCGUCACCAGUGAUGCCGCCCUCGACAGAUGGACUGGCAACGAGUCAAAACAAUCCAACGACUAUUGAAAUGGAUACAAGUAAUGCAAAAUUAAGGAAUAAUUCACUCCAAACCGGUCGUUUGGAUAUCCAUUCGUACCAUGGAACCGGCCUGCCACUUAUGGAAUCCAAAAUCGGGAGUACUCUACCGAAAGAAAAGCCACUUUUGCAACAUCCCCUUGCUGCGCCAAACUUGGUGAAGUCUCAAUCAAUUCAAAGAAAGCCUGAGGUACAACCAGUCGAAUCCCCGUUGAGUACAACCGAGAAGGACAUAACCCCGUUAAAGUCGGAGGCUACUCUAUCUUCCCCGGACAACAGUCAGCCAAUCAAAGACUCCAUACCGCCUAUUUCGUCUAUCCGUCCAAGUCAAAUUACAAAAAAGCAAAUUGAUGUCCUGAGAUCAUCACUCCGUUAUCUGGAAGAUCAGUUACAGUAUAAUAAACAUCAAAUUGACGAGAAGUUGAUUGAGCAUCAAGCCAAGAUGGUUUGUCAACAGAUACAGCAGUUUGAACAGAAUUUCGAAGCACAAAGGAUCUUUGAGGAAUCUCAUUAUCCAAAGGAAGAAAAACUCAAGGAAACCAUUUCGUCCUCCGAUUUGUCCAAAAAAGCAGCUACUUCUAUAAAGCCAAGUCACCCAUCGGAACGAGACCAGUCUGAGAAAGUUUCUUUAGUACAAAGCCGACGCCAUGAACUGGGUGGAUCGUCUACUGAUGAUCAUAUGCUACGAAAUCGACGUUCGUCUUCUAAAGAAAGUACUGUGGCUGAAAAGGGAGAACCCGAGGUUAGAUCAGUCCCAGUGGCCCGCAAGUAUUCUACUUUACCUUCGAAAGCAGCCAUGGCACCUCCAUUUCGUCCACAGGCUGGCCAAGUGUGGCAAAGUACGACCGAGGAUUCUUUCGAGAAUAACACGGACCAAAUUGUUGGUCUAGAUCUGAUCAAGGGUGACUUAGCAGAGCAUGGUAACUAUCAGCGAGCUAUGAUGCCCUACCUAGUUGGCCACUUACCAUCCAACUUCACUCCCCCAAUUCUCCCGCAUUAUCAGUACAAAUAUGAUAGAGAGCUUACUGAAGGGGAACUGAGAGCACGUCAUAUGUAUUGGGGAAACUCCCCCCAUAACCUCUCAUCAGUUAUGCAAAGCUUUGACAGCCAAGGCUAUUAUGCAUGGUGUAAGCCAACCGUUGAAGCUCAUGGAAGUCUGGCCGGUGACAACGCAGUAAAGGCCGGAAGCCUGACAGCGAAACAAGAAGUCGAUUCUGUUGAUACAUUUAAGCGCCCGCGACACGGAGCGAAUAUUGCUCAUUUGGAAGCAACAACGCAGUCCGAAUAUUUACCUGCACGAGACUCAUCCGCAACCGACAUAUCUAGUAUACCUUCCCCAAAAGCUGAUUCAUGCAUGGCGAGUGUGCUCGAUCUCUCGAAUGAAACUGGUAAAACUGGUGAUGGGUCGAUAGGUAAAGAAGGAAUGGAAAGCUUGGAGACUGGUGUUGCCACUGUCGUCCCCAACAUUAGACGCAAAGUUGCUACUGCCAGUAAAACGCGAAAUGCAAUUUGGCAGAGUAUGCUACGCAAAAGCAAAAGCAAUGCCGGUAUUAUCCCCGGGACAGUAUCCUCUACAACUAUCCAAGGCGUCCUCCCACAAUAUUCUGGACAUGCGAGCGCUUGUCUAGCCCCAACGUUGGCAAACGCUGCCUCUACUCCCAACCAACGACCUUCAGGAACGGCGAAGUUUGAGGCUCUUACGAAGUUCAGUCAGGAGAUACAUAAUGAGAAUACACCUCCUCUUGGCAUUCGAGACUAAGCUCCUAACCCUUUGUAUCAUCUCUAGAGAAGACGUUUUACAGCAUGCUGCGCCGUAUUCUAUCUCGGCAAUGGCAAUGGAGAUGUAUUGUCACGCAUUAAACAGCCAUACAUACAAAUUAGAUGGAAUUAUCCUUCAUUGUUUUCUAUUGUAACUGGGCGCAGCAAAGCCGACACUAGGAAUAUUUAUGGCUCGGGAAGGAGAGAUACUUCAGGGCGGUACGGCUACCGAAAGUCAAGGCUCUGCGUCAAAUACUGGACCCUUCACCAAUUUGUGUG